GUAAGAGAACAACCAAAUAUCGGGGAGCAACGAUUUAUGAACUAUUUUCUAUUCCAGGAAACGAUAGCCAAACGGCCGGAUAGAAACUGUGAAACAGUUGUAAAAAUAAUCGGCGUUCUGUUGGACCUGAGUAAUCAAGAGUGGGUAAAUCCAUCGGAGAUUACCAGGCUCUUAAAGGCGGCGGCCAAUAUCAUGACCCUAUUGAAUCAGAAAGAGUACGACGCCAUCCAUCAAGUCAUACAAAAGAAUGGGUCGGCCUUAGUCUAUCGCUUUAAAGAAAGCACAAGUUUCAGCGUCCGAUAUGCGAUAAUGAGUUUGAUAUUUGAGAUUAACCCCAACUACGAACCGAACAAGACACGACGCGAAAAUUUACUUAAGAAUGUCGUCCUACCGCUAGACAAACACGCCAAGCUGCAGAGUAUGAUGGAAUGGAAUCGGGCUAACUUUCAAAUGAACUGUCGGCAAUAUCUGCACCAAUUUCCGAACAGAAAGUAUCAUUCUUCAGUGGUAAUCGGCAUAGAGCUAAACGAUGUCACAUUGCAUCCGAUCAAAGAUGCCAGCCAUUGGCUUGUUGAGUGGAACAAGAACCCAUCCAGUGUUUGCUUUGCUGGGCGUGAAUCCACGGAAGAAAAUGCUCCGAUAGUAGAGACAGAAAUCGAGUACCGGGAGAUAAAAUCAUUGUCCACUAUUCAUGGUAAAGCUAGCACCAGGGUUAAGGUUUCGUUUAAAGAAAGCUUAACACUUAUGGAUUGCAGCUACAGUACUGUUCGCGAACCAGUCAUGUGCAUCGAACUGCCUGCCGAUGAGCUUGGACAGUUGAAGGGAUUCUUGGGUCUCAUGUCGGCCUAUUAA
Messenger RNA from Anopheles darlingi, 852 nucleotides. RefSeq lists its product as uncharacterized. The record is from RefSeq and is a predicted model, not a curated record. Lineage: Eukaryota; Metazoa; Arthropoda; Insecta; Diptera; Culicidae. Bases 37 to 852 code for a protein of 271 amino acids. The transcript has 6 exons.